AACGGGUAUAUUCUAAUAAAUGCACACGUCGUUGAGUUCGCGAUCUUUGGCAAGGAGCAAAACCCCAGAGGACCAAGUGUCAGAGAAACGAUGGACGAGGGAGGAGGGGGAGUGCAGGUCCUAGGAGAAGAGGAACAAGGAGAGGAAUGGGCGAUAACCAGUCCGCUGCACCUGGCGGCGUACAGUGGAGACCUUUCUCAACUCCAGGAGGCCCUGAAAGAGACAACCGUUUUCCUCCCAUUCUCUUAUAUGGACUGCCACAGUGCCGGUGGACAGUGUUGAUGAGUAUGGUAGAACACCUGUCAUGUAUGCCGCCAUGGCCGACAGAGAAGACUGUGUGGAGCUGCUCGUCAAGAAAGGGGCCUCCCCCAAUAUCCAGGAUGGGAAUGGUCAGACAGCAGUCCACCUGGCAGCUGUCAGUGGAAGCCAUCGCUGUCUCAGAACACUCAUCUCCAAGAACCCUGACCUCCGCGUGAGGGACAUUGACGGGAGGACACCUCUCCACCUUGCCACCAGCCACUCCAGCUCUAAGUGUGUGUCCACAAUUCUCCGCAAACUGAAGUCUCAUGAGCUCAACGAUACUGACAACGAGAAGAUGACGGCCUUACAUUGGAGUGCCUAUAACAACACCACUGAGAACAUCAAGGUCCUCAUGAAGGCUGGAGCAGAUAUAGCGGUGACAGACAUGGACGGAAAGACGGCUCUCCACUGGACAGCCAACAACCAGGACCCCUCCUCGGCCAGGGUCCUCUGUGAGCUGGCUCCUCUGGCCGUCAAUUUGAAGGAUAUUGAGGGGAGGACUGCCCUCCACCUGGCCGUGGUGGUUGGGAACAGACCUGUCGCUGAGACCCUGAUGUCAGGAGUGGGGACGGCGAGGUGUGACCUGUCAGCGGCAGACAUGGAGUUCCGCACGGCCCUCCACUGGGCCGCCGUCCUCGGUAACUCUGAGAUGGUGGCCCUCCUCCUGGAGAGGGGGGCCUCCGCCCACGCCCAGGACUCUGUCGGAGCCACACCCCUUCAUUAUGCCGCUCAGAAUAAUCAUGUGGAGUGUGUGUCGGUGAUGCUGAGCAAGGCCAGUGGUAUAGAGGAGAGUGGAGAUAAGGAGGGGAGGACUGCUCUCAUGUGGGCCGCCCAGCGAGGCAACUACCCUGUCCUCAACACCCUCCUCCAGGCUGGCAGCAAUCCCAACACUGUCGACCUCUUUGGGGCCUCAGCUCUGCACGCUGCAGCUCUCUCUGGACAUGCCAACUGUGUUCAACUACUGCUACAGCAUGGAGCAGAGAAGGAUCUGCAGGACUCCAAUGGCUACACUCCACUGUUCAGAGCCUGCGAGAAAGGUCACACAGAGGUCACCAUGGUCCUCAUCCAUGCCGGCGCACAAGUCAUGCUCCAGGACAGCAGUGGAAGGAACUGUCUUCAUUGGGCAGCCUCAGGUGGUCAUCCAGUCAUCUGCUCCUCCCUCCUCACUCAGAAUGUCCCCGUUGACGUCCUCGACCAUAGAGGUCAUACAGCUCUCCACUGUGCCGCCUACGGAGGUCACCUGGAGACAGUGCAGCUGCUCCUCGAGGCAGGGUCAGAGGUCAACCUCCAGGAUAACGAGGGGAUCACCGCUCUUCACUGGGCCUCAUCUGUUGGCCACACCCCCAUCGUUAGCCUCCUCCUCUCCUUUGGGGCCAACCCCACUGUAUUUGAGGUGGACGGGGAGCAGUUGACUCCACUGGACUAUGCAGUGAUAGGUCAGCACCAGGAGGUGGCAACUCUCCUCAUAGAACAUGGAGCUCUCUCCAUCAGCCUCGUCAGGGACCUCGCUGCCAUCUGCAUUCAGAAGGUCUGUUGUGUAUAUGUACGUAUGUACCACUUAGUGAUACCACAUACAGUGGGAAACUGUUGAGGAGAAUUUUUUUGCGAUUUUUGGAUAGUUUAAUAUUAUUUUU
Molecule: messenger RNA, 1934 nt
Organism: Geodia barretti
Lineage: Eukaryota; Metazoa; Porifera; Demospongiae; Tetractinellida; Geodiidae
Source: the annotation of a GenBank genome assembly